GCCCACGCCACAUCGAGCGCUCUGAGUGCGAGUAUUCCACCCUGCUCAGCCCAAGCUCAGCCCAUCCUCAAUACAUACUUCUCCUUCUCCCAAACUUCUCCCCAAAGACUCCAUGGCCUCCGCACUCGGUGACAUCGCGGCCCUCCGGCUGUUCGCGUUCGACCGCGUUCUCAGCCAUGAUGCUGCAACCCAGACCAUCGUCCUCCUCGGCUCGUUUCCAGCUGAGGAUGGAUCCAACACUGCCAUCGUGCGCAUUGAGCGAGCCGCUCUGCCUGUCGACGAGCCGACCACGCUCCUUGAGAGCGCCGUCGCCGACGUCCGCCUGAUCGAGAGCAACGACAUAUAUACCUGGCUGCUAGGAUGGCUCGCGCCCUCUGCUGCCCGCCCGGACGUCAAGAUCAACAUCAUCUGUCCCGCGACCGACGUCCACAUCCGCAAGUACACUGCUCAGAAGUACCUCAUCGUCCACGAGACACCCGCCCUCUACGAGCGGAUCGUCAAGCCCUACAUCGACGCCUUCCCUGCCUCCCGCACCAAAUGGGUCCAGGACAUCCUCGACGGCCGCUCCGAGGCCGACAAGGUCCUCCACCGCGACGCCGCGUACGUCCUCCUCCCCGACAUGAAGUGGGACCUCGUCACGCUCGGCGCGCUCUACCUCGUCGCCAUCGCCGCGUCGCCCGCGCUCCGCAGCCUGCGCGACCUCGCCCGCGCGCACCUCCCCAUGCUCCGCAGCAUCCGCCGCGAGGCGCGCAGGGUCGUCGCCGAGCGGUGGGGCCUCGAGCGUGGCGCCCUCCGGAUGUUCGUGCACUACCAGCCGAGCUACUAUCAGUUCCACGUGCACAUCGUGCACGUCGAGUACCAAGGCCUGCUCGGGAUGACCGUCGGCCAGGCGCACCUCCUCGACGACGUCAUCUCCCUGCUCGAGCUCAGCCCCGAGGACGCGCCCUCCAUCUUCGCGCACAUGACGCUCACGUACGGCCUCGGCGACCAGCACCCGCUCUACACGCCGCUGCGCGCGGCCCAACCCGAGGUCGACGGGCCCGCGGACGACUGACGCGGCGCUGAGGUGAACCAGGAUUCGCGUUCGGAACGAACUUGAAGCUAUUGCUUCGCGCGGGACCGUUGUCCCGCGCUGCUCCCGCUGUGGGAGCCCGGCCCGAUUCGGGCUCGGUGGACGAGUCGAGACGACUCGCAGGUGCAUGGUGCGCCUGGGGGCAUACACCCCCUUCGGAAGUGAUUCCGGAUCAACAGGGACACAUCCUGCUACACUCUCGAUGCGAGAGUCGAGCCAGCGAGGCUUGACGCAGACGCGAGUCCAGCUCGCGGCCUGUAUGUGGUGUGCGUUGGUGGUGCGGCUCUGUGUCCGAGUCCGUUGUGCUGUAAUUGUAUGGUAACAAUCGUGCGUUGGCGAUCGCAAUGGCUUCUUGACCGUUCA
Fomitopsis serialis is the source of this 1435-nucleotide messenger RNA. Its product is annotated as scavenger mRNA decapping enzyme. The record is from RefSeq and is a predicted model, not a curated record. Gene Ontology annotation, molecular function: hydrolase activity; RNA 7-methylguanosine cap binding. Gene Ontology annotation, biological process: deadenylation-dependent decapping of nuclear-transcribed mRNA. The transcript has 7 exons. Bases 113 to 1054 code for a protein of 313 amino acids. Gene Ontology annotation, cellular component: P-body; nucleus. Lineage: Eukaryota; Fungi; Basidiomycota; Agaricomycetes; Polyporales; Fomitopsidaceae.